Capsella rubella is the source of this 1335-nucleotide messenger RNA. RefSeq names its product probable membrane-associated kinase regulator 5. Gene Ontology annotation, cellular component: plasma membrane. The record is from RefSeq and is a predicted model, not a curated record. The transcript is spliced from 3 exons. The coding region runs from base 102 to 1157 and encodes 351 amino acids. NCBI's taxonomy places the organism in Eukaryota, Viridiplantae, Streptophyta, Magnoliopsida, Brassicales, Brassicaceae.
UAUAAAUCCUCACUUCUCCAAAUUCGUUGACAAAGCCAAACUCUUUACUCUCUCUUUCUCUCUCUCUCUCUUUCAACUCUAAUCUCUCUCUCUCUCUCUCAAUGGAAGCUCUUGGCUUUAUGAAGUUCUGGUUAACCAACAACAACACAACCAUCAAACCCCGCCGCGAAACCAGAAUCUCAGAAUCCGCCGUCGAUUCCAGUUCCACCACCGCAUCAGAAAGUCACGAACUUGACCUCUGUGGCGAAGGAGACGACUCCUUCUUCGAGCUCGAGAUCUCUCUCUCUGAUUUCAAAACAGAGAAAGAACAAAAACAGAGACUCGAAACCACCACGACGUUCUCUGUUUCUAACAAAAGCAAAAUCCUCCCUUUCGUCGAGAUCACCACAAAACCACAACAAUCUCCGAUCACUAACCUUAAAUCCGGCCAAAAGUUUCGAGCUUUCUCCUUCAAGAAGUCAAAAUCAGUCGACUCUGAGAAGUCAACAACGACGACGGAGAAGAUUAAAGAAGAAAACAACAGAAGCAUCAACGUCAGGUUCAGAACCGACGACGAAACGACGACAAGUUUCAGAAAAACGACGAGCAUUGCGAGAUUACAACAAACAGACGACACGGUGUUCGACUGCUCUGUUUCCCCUGUUUCUUCCUCCUCCUCGUCGUCUUCUUCUUCUUCGAAGAGAUUCUUCAGUCUCAUAAAGCCUUUAUACACUAAAACAGCUAAGAAACAGAGCAGUGGUAGCGGAGUGUCUUCUUCGAUUUCAUCUCCGACGUCUUCACCGGCGACGAGGGAGAAACAGAGGAGGAAUCUUCCGGCAGGGAUAAGAAACGUGAAGAGACAACUUGGGAAGAGCCGGUCAGCGUCUGCGGCAGUCGGAGUGAUGUCUCCGGUGAACAGAGUCAUCGAUGAGUCUUUCCAAGUUCAACAAGAUGGGAUUCAAAGUGCGAUUCUUCAUUGCAAGAAAUCAUUUCAUGGCUCUAGAGAAUCUUCUUUGUUAUCACGAUCUACUAGUGAAUCUUCUUCACAAGAGAAGCUUAGUACUUCAUCGUCUGAAGAUUCGUAUUUGUUUUCAAGAAUUGCAAGUGAUUCAAUGUCGGAAAAAUCAAUGGAUAGCUUGAGUUCGAUUAAGGAACAGAGGGAGAAGAUUUGCGAUUAGGGUUUAAUUUUUUUUUGUUAAAUAUACUUAUGAAGUUAGAUUAGAUCGCAGGAGUUUGGUGUUAUUUUGUAAAAAUAGUUUAAAAAAAAUGAAGAUGAUGAUGACAAAAACAGAUAAAUCUUGUAGCAGUGUCUCAGAUUAGUGAAGCCUUUUGUAUAGUGAUGUAUCAUUAUGUGAA